Messenger RNA from Arvicola amphibius (Eurasian water vole), 3666 nucleotides. RefSeq names its product double PHD fingers 3 (gene Dpf3). NCBI's taxonomy places the organism in Eukaryota, Metazoa, Chordata, Mammalia, Rodentia, Cricetidae. The coding region runs from base 940 to 1908 and encodes 322 amino acids. The transcript is spliced from 12 exons. Gene Ontology annotation, cellular component: nucleus. The record is from RefSeq and is a predicted model, not a curated record.
GGCUUCAUGACCUCAGGCGAGGUGCUUGAAGUUGGGUUUCCAUGCCUGUUCCUCCCUGCUGGGGUUACCAGGGGUGUCAUCUCUAAGCUCCUCCCAGCUCCCAAAAUACCAGCCCUACCUCUCAGUACUGCCAGAAAGUGCUUAGCACAUUAGCGGGUUUAGCCACUGCCACGGUGACAGGCACUUAGGAGGCUGCGGCAGCACAGAGAUUUCAUCGUGAAUUCCUUCCAGUGCCUCACUAUUUUGACAACACAGGGCAGCACGGUUACCAGGAACCUACCCUGUCUGCCUGGCUGGCAGACCUCUCUUUGGCCUUCUGGAGCUCACUCGGAACAGGUCUUGGAUCCUGACAACUUUCUUUUUCCAGAGUGGCCUCAGCUCAGCGGCUUCUCUUGCAAGGGAGACAAGAGACUCCUAGUCCUGCCAAGGAGGCAGCCAGGCAGGCUGAGAGAAAGUCUCACCCAGCAGCCCUGUGUUCUGAAGCCCCAGCCCUUGCUCCUUCUCUGCCACCUCAGGCUGCGGGCCCCGAAGCACAUCUCCAGCUCUCUAAAACCCGCGGUUCUCAUCUGCAGGCCAGAAUAACUUGGCCAGCUCUACCUACGUCCGUGUAAGGCUUGUCAUCUGCAAGAGACAGUGGACGUGGGCGUGUUUCGAAAGGGUGAGGUGAAGCCUCUGUGAGCUCCUGAAGGGAGGACACUGUGUCUUAUCUGCUGUGAAUUCCUCCAUGAUGUCCAGUCUGUGGGAUAUAAAGGAAAAUAUGAUGGCUUUCUAGAAGCUGCCGGUGUCCUCCCCGGAUGAGUAUGCCUUGGGGACCAGUUCUACAAGGAGGCCAUUGAGCAUUGCCGGAGCUACAACUCACGACUGUGUGCAGAGCGGAGUGUGCGCCUCCCCUUCCUGGACUCACAGACUGGGGUGGCCCAGAACAAUUGCUACAUCUGGAUGGAGAAGAGGCACCGAGGCCCAGGCCUGGCUCCGGGCCAGCUGUACACGUACCCUGCCCGCUGCUGGCGCAAGAAGCGACGAUUGCACCCGCCAGAAGACCCAAAGCUGCGGCUCCUCGAAAUAAAGCCUGAAGUAGAACUGCCCCUGAAGAAAGAUGGCUUCACCUCUGAGAGCACGACACUGGAGGCCUUGCUUCGUGGCGAGGGAGUGGAGAAGAAGGUGGAUGCCAGGGAAGAGGAGAGCAUCCAGGAAAUACAGAGGGUUUUGGAAAAUGACGAAAAUGUAGACGAAGGGAAUGAAGAGGAGGAUUUGGAAGAGGACAUUCCCAAGCGCAAGAACAGGACCAGAGGACGGGCUCGUGGCUCUGCAGGCGGCAGGAGGAGGCAUGAUGCUGCUUCUCAGGAAGACCAUGACAAACCCUACGUGUGUGACAUCUGUGGCAAGCGCUACAAGAACCGACCGGGACUCAGCUACCACUAUGCUCACACUCACCUGGCCAGCGAGGAGGGCGAUGAAGCCCAAGACCAGGACACGCGGUCCCCACCCAACCACAGAAACGAGAACCACAGACCCCAGAAAGGACCAGAUGGGACAGUCAUUCCCAAUAACUACUGUGACUUCUGCUUGGGGGGCUCAAACAUGAACAAGAAGAGUGGGAGGCCGGAAGAGCUUGUGUCCUGUGCAGACUGUGGACGCUCUGGUCACCCAACUUGCCUGCAGUUCACUCUGAAUAUGACCGAGGCGGUCAAGACCUACAAGUGGCAGUGCAUAGAAUGCAAAUCCUGCAUCCUGUGCGGGACUUCGGAGAACGAUGAUCAGCUACUCUUCUGCGACGACUGUGACCGUGGGUAUCACAUGUACUGUUUAAACCCCCCAGUGGCUGAGCCCCCAGAAGGAAGCUGGAGCUGCCACUUAUGCUGGGAGCUGCUCAAAGAGAAAGCCUCAGCCUUUGGCUGCCAGGCCUAGGGCCUCAGGUCACAGAAUGUGACGUGCCGCCAGAGGCUGACCUGGAGCCCUGUUCUAUCCGGAUGGAGCUCUCCUCCUGCACAUCCACACAGACCAACUGUAAGGAAAAUGAGUAGUUACAGAAGGACAUGCACGCAGAACCAAGAGGGCAAGGUCUCGACUCGCCUACCGCCCUGCCUACGCCCGCUCUCCAGUCCCACAUGAGGUAUUCAGCCAGUCCUUCCUCGUUUCUACCAGAGGGAGCUUGCACUUCUGAAGAACAGUUCAGCCUCUACCCUGUGGAACCUUACUCACGUUCACCCUCACAGUGUAUCCCUCUCAUGGCUUCCCAUUUUAGAGGGAGCCAUUUUUGUGACUGCUCACAAGCGCUUGUGUAUUGAUGGUGUUCUUUCUUUUUUAAGUCUCUUGUGUUUCAAGAUCCCUUCACCCAGCCUCUUCACCUUUAGCUUAGGCUCGUCAUCCUAAAGUCUCACAGAGGAGCAAAACGCUGUGGAAAAGUUGUUACUUAUUACACGCUUCACCGGAAAUGUCUGCGUUUGGAGGCCAUCUUGAAGACGGAACUUAGAAACCUCUCGGUAAAGAAGUAGUUUUUCGUAUCUCAGCAGUGGCCUCCACAGCUGGGAUGAUCUUGAUCCAUUGCACCAGCGCUUGAUGAGGGGUUGAGAGGGCCCGAGAGAUGGGAUGAAAAACCGGGACCCAAGUAUAACCAGUUCGUAUUUGCUGUUCAACAAGAGAAGCCUUGCAGGGGACCCAGGGUUCCUUGACCUUCACAACUGUGGUGUCCUUGAGAUGAGACAAACCACAGCCUACAAGUACUGAAAGUGCUGAAGAUUCCCAGUGCCUCCCGCCUGAGUUGAGUGUCAAGGCCUGGUUCAGUUUCCGCUGGUGGGAGUCGAGCAUCAGCGAAGCAGGCAAAGGCUGCCCGUUCAAUGGUCCAAUGUUGAUAAGAGAGAGUGUAGCUUUGAGAAACCCUUCAGUGUUAACGCUACACUGUGAAUUCCUUUCCCAGACAAUUUCCUCCUCCCAUGUAGUAUAUGUUUGCCAGUGACUACUGAGAUGUGACUGAGAAUUUUAGAAUGGAGGAGAAAUGAUCAUUGCUUGACUAGGUCAUUGAGCAUGGUGAUUGCUUGUGACCUGGUGGCGGUGAUUCAGAACCCUCGUCUGCUCUUGUAGCUGAAGCUCCCCCGUGUGAGCAGGACUCCUGUUUGAAAUAAGAAAGUUUCUAGAGAAAGAGGUGGGGAGGUCCAGAUUCCGAGAACUCUGUGUGUCGGGAGACAUCCUUGUGGGCUGGAGUGGGGCGGGCUGUCUCUGGAUCACAGCAACAGCUUGGUAACUGACACAUUUCUGGAAAAAUCAUUUGCCCAAAGGGCAGGUCUCGGUGAGAAGGACCCUCGCGCAUGCUCGGCUUCCCUGAAAUCAGUUCCAUCGCUGUGGUCCAGCAGCUUGUAACAAAGGCCUGGGUUAUUUUUAGUCUUCGGCUCCUGAAGAAGCCCCUGGAGACCUGGGCUAGUUGGGCCACUCUGCCCAGAUGCGGCAUUGCCUCUGCCACUCCACAGGACUCGUCCUCCCCCUGGCUAAUUGCUCUUGGCACCUGGACCUGGGGCAGCCUGGCAGGGAUCCAAGCAGUGUGCUCCCCUGCCCCCAACUCCUUUGCAGAGUGACCUGUGGCAAGAGAGUGGGGGUCUCCUGCAGGCCCUGUGACCUCGGAGCUGGUUACAUGCAUACAUAAUGAUCUCAUUUAAAGGGCCAUUGUCCAGA